AUUCGCCUGCAGAGGCUACCCGGUGGAAGACUGCAAAAAUGUCGAAAAUAUUUCAGAAUUCGCUGCUGCAGCGCAGCACACGCUACCAGCUGCUGGCCACAGUGAUCGUGAACAUCAUCAUGUUUGGCCAUGGCAUUGGCGUGGGCUGGCUAUCGCCGACGCUGACCAAAAUCCAAACAGCCGAUUCCCCCUUGGAGUUUGCUGUGAACAUCGCUGAGAUCUCCUGGCUGGGCUCGAUGCUCGGUCUGGGCAGCCUGUGCGGCAAUCUGAUCAUGGCCACGCUCCUGGAACGAGCGGGCAGAAAGUUUUGCAUUUAUUUAAUGGCUGCACCGAAUGCGUGCUUGUGGAUUUUUAUUUAUUGCGCCUCCAGUGUGGGUCAUCUGUAUGCGGCGCGUUUCCUGUGCGGCUUUACGGGCGGUGCUGGCUACGUGGUCAUACCCAUUUUCAUCAGUGAAGUUGCCGAUACCAGGAUUCGCGGUGCGCUGAGCUCUAUGGUGAUGCUGUCCGUCAAUCUGGGCAUAUUGGCUGGCUAUAUAUUGAGCGCAUAUCUGCCGUACCACCUUGUGCCCUGCUUGGGCAUAUUGCUGCCCAUUUGCUACUUUCUGGCCAAUUGUCUGCUGCCCGAAACGCCGCCAUAUCUGCUGAAGCGCAGCCAGCUGAACGCAGCUGAGAAAUCGUUUCAGUACUAUGGAAAUCUGCGUGCAGAAACAGCCAGCUGCCAGUUUGAAGAGCUGCGAUUGGCUGUGCUGGCCCAGCAGUUGCAGCACACCACAAGCUCCCCGAGCUACAGCGAUUUGACUAACCGGCCCGCGCUGAAGGCUUUCGGGGCUGCCGCUGUGCUGUGCAUGGGCUAUCAGUUCAGUGGCGUCUUCAGCUUCAUCAACUAUAUGUCCGAUAUAUUCGCGGCCUCUGGCUCGCUGCUGGAUGUCAACAGCUGCACCAUUAUCAUUGGCGUAGUGCAGAUUGUGGGCGUGUAUACCUCCACGAUAUUCGUGGACAUUGUGGGCCGACGACUGCUCAUGCUGCUGUCCACUCUGGGCGUCGGUCUGGGCUGCAUCGCCUUCGGCUGCUUCACCCACUUUGCCCAGCUCCACGAUCUCAGCGCGUUCAACUGGCUGCCACUGGCACUGAUGAUACUCAUUGUGUACCUGGGCAACAUCGGACUCAUUGGCAUCUUCUUUCUGGUGCUGGUCGAACUGUUUCCCUCGAAGAUACGCUCCCUGGCCAGCUCCAUUUCGGUGAUAUUUCUGAGUCUGCUCGUCUUUUGUACGCUGAAGCUAUUCCCUUUGCUGCUACACUUUUGGGGCAUAUCGAUUACCAUGUGGUUCUCGGCCAUUUCGGCUCUGCUCACGUUUGUUUACUUUUUGCUGUUUUUGCCCGAAACCAAGGGAAAAUCUAUGAUUGAAGAUUAAAAUGAGAACUUUUAUCUAACCCACAAGGGGGCAACAUACACUGGCAGGCGCAUUCAGUUUGCAGUUUCCAGCGCAGCCAUGACGUUUAAUUUGCGGCUGGCGUCGCUCUUUGACGAUCCCAACUGCCUGCUGAGUGCCCGGAACCGCUAUCAACUGCUGGUCACACUGCUGGUGAACAUUGCCACCUUCUCGCAUGGCCUGGGCGUGGGCUGGAUGUCCCCAGUGAUGAGGCAACUGCAAACAGCAGACUCUCCGCUGGACUUUGCAGUGCUUGUGCACGAGAUAUCCUGGAUUGGUUCGCUCGUGGGCAUUGGCAGUGUGUUGGGCAAUCUGCUGGCGGGCACGCUCCAGGAUCGCAUUGGCCGCAAAAUGGUCAUGUUUGGCAUUGCCAUUCCCUAUGCGAUCUUCUGGUGUCUCAUUUACUUUGUGCAGAGUGUGGAGUAUCUGUAUGUGGGUCGCCUGAUGGCCGGCAUGACUGGCGGCGCCUGCUACGUCGUGCUGCCCACUUUCAUUAGCGAAAUUGCGGAUAGCCACAUUCGCGGUCGCUUGGGCUCCAUGAUCUUGCUGUCCGUGAACAGCGGAGUGCUCACCGGCUACAUUGUGUCCACGACGGUUGACUACUUCACGGCGCCACCUUUCAUUGUCGCCCUGCCGAUCUGCUACUUUAUCUGCAAUUUCCUGUUUCCGGAGACGCCGCAUCAUCUCAUACGCCAGGGUAAGCUGGCAGCAGCUGAGAAAUCCUUUCGCUUCUACAAGAACAUCCAAAGCGAGGACAUCAAGGCGCAGCGCGAGUUCGAGCAGCUGAAGUUGGCGCUGAACAAGGCGCAAGCACAGAGCGACAUGUCCUUCAACUACAGGGAUUUCAUCACCAGGCCCGCUCUGAAGGCCUAUGCCCUGGCCCUCACCCUGCUCGUGUGCAACCAAUUCAGCGGCAGCUUCUGCAUCACCACCUACCUGUCGGACAUCUUUGCCGCCUCGCACACCACCCUGGACGUGGGCAUGUGCACCAUUGUGAUUGGCGUGCUGCAAAUCGUGGGCAACUAUGUCGCGACGCUGCUCUGCGACAAGUACGGACGCCGGAUUCUCAUGCUAGUCUCCAGCGCGGGCGCGGCUGUGUGCCUGGCUGCCUUCGGCUGCUUCACCCACCUGGCCAGCAGUCGGGAUCUAUCGGCGGUGGGCUGGCUGCCCCUACUCAUACUCUGCUGCUACGUGUUCCUGUGCAACAUUGGCAUGGUGGGCUGCCUGUUUGUGUUGCUCGUGGAGCUGUUUCCAGCCAAGAUCCGUUCCGUGGGUGUAUCAACGUUUGUGGUGAUUCUCAGCUCCACAGUUUUUCUCACACUCAAAAUCUUUCCCAUUUGUGUGUCGGUCUGGGGCAUUUCCGUGACCAUGUGGUGCUGCAGUGUGAUUACGUUUUGUUGCUUUCUCUGCUUCAGCUGGAAGCUGGAGGAGACCAAAGGCAAAUCGCUACUGGAGGCUUAG
This is a messenger RNA of Drosophila obscura, 2891 nucleotides long. RefSeq lists its product as uncharacterized. Gene Ontology annotation, biological process: carbohydrate transport; transmembrane transport. NCBI's taxonomy places the organism in Eukaryota, Metazoa, Arthropoda, Insecta, Diptera, Drosophilidae. Gene Ontology annotation, molecular function: sugar transmembrane transporter activity. The transcript has 12 exons. Gene Ontology annotation, cellular component: membrane. The record is from RefSeq and is a predicted model, not a curated record.